UUUCUCUCCUCUCCAACAGUGAUUCUCUUGCUCAAUCAAUCGGCCUCCUUAAUCGAUUCCCAGGAACUCAGCGACCAGCAUCUUCAUCGACUCCUAGAACUCAUUGAGUAGCGAGCAUCACCCUGACAUCAUCCUCAUCAGACCUCCUUCAUCGUCUCCACCGAAUCGAUCCUCAGACCCCUCCAAACUCAACGACUCAAGCCAAAAGGGAAGACAGAACGUAUAACCGUUUGAUUUGUAAUUAAUUGCAAAAAUACCCCGCUGUACGGUCGGCACCUUACAACCGGGUGUAUGAUAGUAGUAUAUACUAUAUACCAAGAAGUAUCCCAGGAUCAGGAUUGGGGUUCGGGAAGGUGAGGAUUAUAAAAGCCGUCAAAUUCAAAAUCACGGAACCACAAGAGCUCAAUCUCCACACUGAAUUUUAAUAAUCCAAAUCGCGGCAGCCAUGACUGAGUACUGGGUUAGUCAGGGCAACAAGUGGUGUGAUUUCUGCAAAAUCUUUCUCUCGAACAAUCCUUCAAGCAUCAGGAAUCAUGAGCUUGGUCAACGUCACAAAGACAAUGUUGCACAAAGGCUCAAUACGAUGAGAAAAGAGAAAACUGCAAAAGAGAAAGAACAGAAGGAAGCAACUCGUGCUCUUAAACAAAUUGAAGCAAAAGCCCAACGCAGCUAUCAAAAGGAUGUAGCUCAAGCCCGAGCAGGUGCUAAAGAUCCUAUUGUUUCUGAAGAUUGGGGGGAGUAUGACAGCUCAACAGGCUACUAUUACAACAAGACCAGUGGUUGUUACUAUGACCCAAAAUCUGGCUUCUACUACACAGAUGCUUUAGGCCGGUGGGCCACACAGGAAGAGGCAUUAGCAGCAACCCAAGCUGUUACUACAUCAGAGUCUGCUCCAAGGAAACCUGUUUUAAAACAGAACCAUGCUGUCUCAGAAACACUUCAAAGUGGUCCCCCUCCGGGGCGUGUUGUUUCGACUCCGCUUAAUCCAACCAGAUCCGUGAAAGGUGCUGCUCCCUCUUCAAUAUCGGUUGACAACAAAAGGAAAAGGGAAACAACUCAGAAGAAGCCAACAAAAGCUAUGUCGGAAGCGGAAUCAGCUGCACUCAAAGCAAGGGAAGCUGCUAGGAAGAGAGUUGAGGACAGGGAGAAAUCUUUGCUUGGCCUUUAUAAGCAUUAGCCCCUACUUGUUAAAACACUUAAAGGGGGGAUGAUCUCUUGUUUUAUGUAUUGAGCUUUGUACCAUAAGAUGUUGCUUAGCAAUAUCUCCAUAUCGAUUUGUAACUUGCCAAGAAUUUAUAGAGAUUUCUGUUUCUCAUUUUCUUCAGAAUAGAUUUCAUUCAAUAUAACUCAAAAUAUUGAGUUCUUUUCACCUCUUUCGUUACAACUAUAUGAUUACAAAUUUCC
This is a messenger RNA of Cuscuta europaea, 1404 nucleotides long. NCBI's taxonomy places the organism in Eukaryota, Viridiplantae, Streptophyta, Magnoliopsida, Solanales, Convolvulaceae. The record is from the annotation of a GenBank genome assembly.